Messenger RNA from Pseudophryne corroboree (corroboree frog), 684 nucleotides. RefSeq names its product 5-hydroxyisourate hydrolase-like. Gene Ontology annotation, molecular function: hydroxyisourate hydrolase activity. Lineage: Eukaryota; Metazoa; Chordata; Amphibia; Anura; Myobatrachidae. The record is from RefSeq and is a predicted model, not a curated record. Gene Ontology annotation, biological process: purine nucleobase metabolic process. Bases 197 to 586 code for a protein of 129 amino acids. The transcript has 4 exons.
CAGCAGGACAGUGAGGGCGAGGAGACACGAGUGCGUCCCUAGUUACCACACACGCCUGCAGGGGUUGCCCUGACGACGGGUGGACGCAGCGUACAGGCGCCCCGCUGAUCACAGCACUGUCUGGACAACGGGAUGACGUCAUCGCCGAGCGCCCCCGCACGCCAGGACGCCGAACACCCGCCCGGAGCUCAGGUGAAUGGUGAUUACACAGGUACUUAGGAGGGAAAUGCAUGGGGGCAGUGAGAGCUUGCUGACCACGCAUGUCCUAAACUCAGCUCAGGGCAUCCCCGCCAGGGGCUUAACGCUGACCUUGUCCAAGCAUGACGCCUGCCACGCAAAGUGGGUGCAAGUGAGCAGGAGUGUCACUAAUGAGGACGGCCGCUGUCCCGGGCUCCUGCGCGGAGAGCAUCUUACCGCCGGUACGUUCCAGCUGCGGUUUGAUACCGGGGACUACUGGAAGAAAAUGCAACAAGAGAGCUUUUACCCUUAUGUAGAGAUUGUUUUCACCAUCACAGACCCAAAACAGAAGUACCACGUUCCUCUCCUGCUCAGUCCAUUUUCCUACACCACCUACAGGGGGAACUAAAGAGUUGCUGCUGCAGUUGUGCUGAUCCAAAUCUAGUGUCCAGAAGUAAUUCCCGGUAUUUCUCUGGUUUCUUAUAAUAAAACUCAUUUGAUAUGAAA